AUGGACACCCCUUCUAACGAAAACUCGAAAACCAUGGACGUAUCGGCCAAAGACGAAAAGUCCACUCCCCCGGACAUGGAGGCGCCUAUCCAACUGGCCGAUAAAAGUACCGGAGAAUUCGAAGAAGUCAAGGCGUUAAGACAAGGCCUUCAUCAGCGACACAUUCAGAUGAUCGCCUUGGCUGGCACGAUUGGAACGGGUCUCUUCCUCGGUUCAGGUCGAGCAAUUGCUCGCUCUGGUCCGUUGGGAGCGUUCCUAGGAUACCUCGUCAUGGGCAGCGUUGCUGGUAUCGUCACCCUAGCUGUGGGUGAAAUGGGUACACUUGUUCCUCUAAAUGGUGGAAUCGUCCGUUAUUCCGAGUUCUUUGUCGAUCCGGCGUUAGCUUUUGCUAAUGGCUACAAUCUGGUUUAUUCUUACCUUGUGUCUAUUCCCGCCGAGAUUGUGGCCGCAUCUGUGUUGGUGCAGUUUUGGUCGGAUCUAAGUAGUGCAAUUUGGAUCACCAUCUUUGGUCUGCUCAUGUUGUGCACUGCUUUGGUUUUUGUACGUGUCUAUGGAGAGCUCGAGUUCUUCUUCUCCAUGCUAAAGAUCUUGCUGAUCCUUGGUAUCAACAUCAUGGCUCUUGUUAUUACCUGUGGUGGUGGUCCUAAUCAUGAAUCCAUCGGAUUCCGUUAUUGGCACAAUCCUGGUCCUUUGGUCCAGUACCUCGGGAUUGAUGGCUCUCUUGGGCGAUUCUUGGGCGUUUGGACAUCAUUUAACAAUGCUAUUUACUCCUUUUCAGGGAUUGAAACAAUUACAGUUGCAGCUGGAGAGACUAGGUCUCCGAGACGGGCUAUUCCCCAGGCGACGAAGCGUAUCUUUAUUCGUAUUUUUCUAUUCUACAUCAUCUCAAUCUUCAUGGUUGGCCUUGUCGUGCCGUCUAAUGACCCCGGACUCGAUCAUUCCAGUGGUACAGCAUCCACAUCACCAUUCGUUAUUGCAGCCACUCGAGCAGGGAUUAAGGUAGUCCCGUCAAUCAUCAAUGCUGUCGUUAUCACCUCGGCCUGGUCCUCAGGAAACUCCAACUUACUCGGAGGUUCAAGGGUACUAGUUGGCCUGGCAAUGAACGGUCGAGCUCCAAAGUUCUUCACGCGGCUCAACAAAUUCUCAGUCCCCUGGAUCGCGAUUUCCCUCUACGGCUUGUUCAUGUGUCUGGGAUACAUGUCACUGUCCUCAACCGCAAGCACAGUGUUUGACUGGUUGCAAGACCUUGUCUCCAUUACCACCCUGACAAACUGGUUGACUAUUCUGGUCACGUACCUUCGUUUCUACUACGGUUGCAAGAAACAGGGAAUCUCCCGAAAGUCUCUACCGUGGGCGGCUCCGAUGCAGCCGUAUAUCAGUUGGGCUGCGCUGGUUCUGCUCACCAUCCUCCUUAUCACAGGCGGCUACUCGACCUUUAUUAAGGGGCACUGGGACAAUGAGACGUUCGUCUCCUCUUAUAUCAAUAUCCCUCUUUUUCUGAUCCUUUAUUUUGGAUACAAGUACAUUUGCAAGACAAAGAUUGUAGCUUUGGAAGAUAUCCCUAUUCAGCCCUUCAUUGACGUUGCCAAUCGGAAUAUUGAGCCACCGCCGAAGCCUAAGAAAGGACUUAACAAACUCAACAUCUUGUGGGAAUAG
Molecule: messenger RNA, 1656 nt
Organism: Talaromyces stipitatus ATCC 10500
Lineage: Eukaryota; Fungi; Ascomycota; Eurotiomycetes; Eurotiales; Trichocomaceae
Product: amino acid permease, putative
Exons: 3
Coding region: 1-1656 (551 amino acids)
Biological process (GO): amino acid transmembrane transport
Cellular component (GO): membrane
Molecular function (GO): amino acid transmembrane transporter activity
Source: RefSeq, a predicted model, not a curated record